AUGGGGAAGCCCAAACCCAGACCUGCUACAAAGGGGCCUGGCAAGGGGAAGUCUACCGCUACUCAACGAGGAUCCAACACAGCCUCCCGUCUAGCCAGCGCAAGACGGACGCGGCUGCCGCAACAAGGUCGAGCGGGUCGCCCCGGGCUGAAGCAGCAAGCCGCGCCAAAGCUCCAGGGCCGGGCCCGAGGGCAGCCCCAGGAGAGCCCGGCACAUAGCCAAUCAGGGGGAGGUAAUGCUGCAGCUCCUCCGCCACCGCCACCGCCGCCGACUGCUCCGCCGGCUGCAUCGCCUCGAUCUGCACCUCCUGCUGCAUCAGUGUCACAUGCAGCUGGUCGAGCACAUAUGACAGGAGUGUCAUGCACGUCCCAACGUGCAUCACGCGCUGCUCGACGCGAGUUGGGGGCGCGCCAAGAACCAAGGCAGGGGGAGGAGGCGGGCUCGGGGCGUGCGGGAAGUGUGACGGGGGAACUUGGGGCAUUGGGGAACGAGGCGGUAGCGGUUGGAAGGGUAGGGGAAAACGCCGCAGUGGGGACUGUGCUGGGGGUCGCUGUGGUUCCCAGGAGGGCGGGUGGAUUGGUGCUUGAGGGAGAUGCUACUGCUGCUGCGACUGCAGCUGAGACGGUGGCGGACCCUGUGUUUGCCGGCGGUUCUGCCGCUGCCGUUGGCGGCGGCUCAACUUCACACGCUGCCGCCCCACAGGUGGCACAGAAGGAGGCGGAGGAGCCAAGCCCGGGCGUGGAUCAGGAGCAGACCGCGGAGGCGGUGUUGUCGGCGUCACCGGCGCCUGUAACGGUGGCUGUGCUGGCGGCAGUGGUGUCUGCUGCGGCUGGGGAGCAGGGCGCAGCCCCGUCGGAGGUUGACGCGAUGCCUGUCGCUGCGAACGCCAGAACGCGUGUACCUGCCGCGGCCGCAAACAGACCAGAGGCGGGGGCAGCACCAACGAAUGAGGAGGACGCAGCGGGCUCUGAGGACAACGGUGGCGACCCAUAA
Closterium sp. NIES-65 is the source of this 993-nucleotide messenger RNA. The record is from the annotation of a GenBank genome assembly. NCBI's taxonomy places the organism in Eukaryota, Viridiplantae, Streptophyta, Zygnematophyceae, Desmidiales, Closteriaceae.